UGUGUAUCCUUCAGAAUCUCUAGCGUGGUGUUCCUCCUCCCCACACUUUUGACAGAAGAACCUCCUUCCUGGAUUUGAUUCCCCAAACCUCGAGAGCACAAUAUGAGGAUUAGGGUUACAUGGGAAUUCUGAAGCAGCAGAGGACGACGAACCAGGAGCUCCCCAUUCAAGAACCCUACCCGCAGGAGACUUCCCUUUCGUCGAGCUCCCUCUGAUCCCCAGUCUCGGCAACUCCCCGACCUCCUAGCGGGGGCAAAGAGGGAUACUCCGCCAGCCGCCGCAGAAGUUGACAACCGAGUGCGUCGGCAAAUCCCACAAACAGGAAACGAGACCGGCGAGAUGAGGGAGUGACUGCGUGCCAAUUAGGUCAUCAGCCCCUUCUCACUUGCCACCAUCGAUCUUCGAUGCGUCGGUCUGUCGCUAUCCGCGUCCACCAGACGAUGGGCCUGGGCUCCUGAUCAGCAAAUGGAUCUGAUCUCUUCUCCCGUUCCUUGAUUCCACCCGCUGCACUGGUCAAAACAAGCGGCCCGAUGUGGAUGACGAACUAGCUUGCCUUCCGAAGAGAGGGGGGCCACAUGGCGGAGAGGAAGAAGGGGUAGAGUAGAGAUGGCCAAACGGGCCGCCUGGCCCGGCCCAGCCCGCAAGGCACGGUUAAAAAACCGGGCCGAGCCGUCUAAGCCCGCGGGCUCGAUUUUCUGUUCGAACCUGGCCCGCAGCAGGCCUAAACGGGCCGGCCCGACCUGUUUAGCAUGAAAAAAGCGGGCCGAAAACGGGCUAAGCGAGCCAGUAAGCACGUUUUAGUGCACAAAAAACGGGCUUAACAAAUUUAGAGGUAAACGGGCCGUGCUGGGCUAGCCCACCGUGCCUAGUUUCUUGUCCGAAGCCGGCCCGCUUAUUCGUGAUAGGCCGGUCCGGGUCGCAUAGAACCGGAUCGUGCUGGGCUCAGACAGGACCCAAACAUCGGGCUUCGUGCCGGGCUCGCGGUCGUCGUGCUUAUUGGACACAUCGCCAAUUCUUCUCGGUUCCUCCGCCCCCGUAGCACCCCGCGCGCCCAGCCGUCGCCGCGAUCGCGAGACUGCGAGAGCCUUCCGCCCUUCCCCUUCCCCUUCCCCUUCCCCGGCCCUGCCGCGCUGUUCGGCCCGUCCUCCUCGGUCCUUCCAUCCACUCACGCGAAGCUUCCAGCAGAGGCGACCUCCGCAUCGAGUCUCGGCUGCCGAGGAGUCGAGUCAUGGAAGUGGUGGCGUCGGCGCCGGGGAAGGUGCUCAUCGCGGGAGGAUACCUCGUGCUGGAGCGCCCCAACGCCGGCCUAGUUCUCAGCACCACCGCCCGCUUCUACGCCGUCGUCCGCCCCCUCCGCGACAGCCUCCCAGCCGACUCCUGGACCUGGGCAUGGACGGACGUCAAAGUGACUUCCCCUCAACUCUCGCGGGUGGCCACAUAUAAAUUGUCCCUAAAUAAAACGACGCUGCAAUUGACGUCUUCAAGGGAAUCGACAAACCCUUUUGUGGAGCAGGCCAUACAAUUCUCCGUAGCAGCUGCUAAAGCGACCAUUAUUGAUAAGGAGAGGAAGGAUGUGGUAGAUAAGUUACUGCUGCAAGGUCUGAACAUUACAAUUAUUGGUCACAAUGAUUUCUAUUCUUAUAGAAAGCAGAUUGAAGCACGUGGUCUCCCUCUUACUCCGGAGGUACUGCUUUCAUUGCCUCCAUUCUCUUCAAUUACAUUUAACUCAGAGGUUGCUAAUGGAACAAUGACUGGAGAGAAAUGUAAACCUGAAGUAGCCAAAACUGGACUUGGGUCAUCAGCUGCCAUGACCACAUCAGUUGUUGCAGCUCUUCUUCACUAUCUUGGUGCUGUUAACCUCUCAUGUUCAGGACAAUCUUCUGGCGACAAUGCAAGUGGACGAGAACUUGACUUGGUUCACGCUAUUGCCCAAAGUGCACAUUGUUUAGCACAAGGGAAAAUUGGCAGUGGUUUUGAUGUUAGUGCUGCUGUCUAUGGGAGUCAACGCUAUGUAAGGUUUUCUCCAGAAAUACUCUCCUCGGCUCAGGCUAUAGGUGGGACUGUCUUGCCAGAUGUAGUAUCAGAUGUUCUAACACAAAGGUGGGAUCAUGAGAAUAAACAGUUUUCAUUACCUCCUCUGAUGACCCUUCUCCUUGGGGAACCUGGGACCGGAGGAUCAUCUACUCCAUCAAUGGUUGGAUCUGUGAAACGGUGGCUGAAGUCUGACCCUGAGAAAUCCAGAGAUACAUGGAGUAAACUGGCCAUUGCCAAUUCAACGCUGGAGAACCAACUGAGGAUCUUAAAAGGACUUUCUGAAAAUCACCAUGAAGCAUAUGAGUCCAUGGUGAGGUCCUGUAGUCGUCUCACAUAUGGGAAGUGGGCAGAGGUGGCUACUAACCAACAUCAAGAAUUAAUUAUAAGAUCAUUGUUGGCUGCAAGGGAUGCUUGCCUUGAGAUAAGGCUUCACAUGCGAGAGAUGGGCAUAGCAGCUGGUGUUCCAGUAAGAUUGAGCCAGAUUCACAAACACGGCUACUAGAUGCCACUAUGAAUAUGGAGGGUGUUUUACUGGCUGGAGUUCCGGGAGCUGGUGGCUUCGAUGCAGUGUUCUCAGUUGUUUUGGGGGAUGCAAGUAAUGCUGUAGCACAUGCUUGGAGCUCUGUUGGCGUUCUGCCACUUCCUGUUCGAGAAGACUGCCGUGGUGUUUCAUUGGAAGACGCUGACCCGAGAACAAGGGAGGUGUCAGCAGCUGUAUGGUCCAUCCAAAUUAACUGAUUCUACUGUUAAUAGUUCUGUUUAUGCAUGGUGUACCAAUAUCAUUUAUUAACGAUGUUCGCAUUGCUGCAGUUACAAUUCAUAGAGACAACAUAGUAUAAAUAGUAGAAGCCGUUACGGAUUAAAGCCAAACUAGCAGGCUCUAUCUUUUAUAAGUACAAAAUUGUGCCGAAUGCUCUAUCUUUUAUAAGUACAAAAUUGUGCCGAAUGCUAGGAAGAGUUCGAGGUAUGUGGUUAAAUAAGUGCUGCACUUGCAGCAAGAUAGCACA
Zea mays is the source of this 3041-nucleotide messenger RNA. RefSeq names its product phosphomevalonate kinase. Gene Ontology annotation, cellular component: peroxisome. The record is from RefSeq and is a predicted model, not a curated record. Lineage: Eukaryota; Viridiplantae; Streptophyta; Magnoliopsida; Poales; Poaceae. The transcript is spliced from 11 exons. Bases 1229 to 2536 code for a protein of 435 amino acids. Gene Ontology annotation, biological process: isopentenyl diphosphate biosynthetic process, mevalonate pathway. Gene Ontology annotation, molecular function: phosphomevalonate kinase activity.